Lytechinus pictus (painted urchin) is the source of this 4522-nucleotide messenger RNA. Its product is annotated as methionine adenosyltransferase 2 subunit beta-like. Bases 83 to 730 code for a protein of 215 amino acids. The transcript has 3 exons. Lineage: Eukaryota; Metazoa; Echinodermata; Echinoidea; Temnopleuroida; Toxopneustidae. The record is from RefSeq and is a predicted model, not a curated record. Gene Ontology annotation, molecular function: methionine adenosyltransferase regulator activity. Gene Ontology annotation, cellular component: methionine adenosyltransferase complex. Gene Ontology annotation, biological process: S-adenosylmethionine biosynthetic process.
CCAAGUAAUUUGCAUACCCACAUAAACAACGAAACGUUCACGCAUGGGAUAAAGCCAUCCUUCCCUCAGCUAGCCAUGGUCCAUGCCUCAGCUCACGACACACGCAGAGCUCGAGAGACCACAUGUUCUUAUUCUAUUCUCAAGUACAUGUAUGAUGUUCUGGAUCGCACAUAUUUUAUUCUGGUGCUACACUUUCGCUUUAUCUUCAUGUAAUAUUAAAGUACAUCGCCCCAAAUUUGCCACGUUACUACCAUCCCGGCGAGGAGUCAAUUGUGCUGUCUUACGAGUGCCCAUACUGUACGGCCAGAUCGAGACGAUAGAAGAGAGUGCUGUCACUACCCUUCUCAAUACCUUGAUGAACCAAGACAACGUUGACUUGGUGAAUGAUUGUUGCAUCCGAUGUCCAACCCAUGUUGAUGAUAUCGCUGUGGUCUGCAGACAAAUGUGUGAGAGGAGAACGACGGAUCCCGAGUCGGUCAGUGGUGUGUUCCAUUGGUGCAGAGCUGACUUCAUGACGAAAUACACAAUGUUAGUCACAAUAGCCAAUGUCUUCAACCUUCCUCAUGAUCACAUUAGAGCUAACCCAGUCCAACCAACAGGUGAAACGCCACGCCCCAAGGAUUGCUCCAUGGAUCGAUCAAAGCUGGUAAAUCUGGGUAUUGGACAGACCACACCCUUCACCGAAGGGAUACAAAAAGUGAUGAAACCGUUCAUCUCAAAAAAUCAAUGAGAUAAUUUUUUUAUUCGAUAAACUGGUACUCGGCUCAGGCUUACCAAUCAUACCGAUAGCUACACUCGAAGAAACACAAGUCAAAUGGAUUUUGAAACCUCCUUGGUAUUACUAUUAUGUAUGAUGCAGGGCUAUGUGCAACUUUACACCUGUUAUGUCGCACCUUUCAUAAAGGAAAGCACCUUUAGAGUUAAUUCUUUCAGAAAGGAUAUAGGCAUGAAUCUCUAAAGCAAUUGAGUAACUUUUUGGACUUUUGCUAACAUCAGUGUUGUGGGACCCUAAAUGUCGUCAGUGCACGCAAUUAUGUUUCAAGAGGACAGCCAUAAGUAUCAUUACAUGCUCUGCUGUAUAAAAAUAUUAUUUUUCAUCCGCUCCCUAGUCUUAUUAUUCUAAAACUUUAGCGGUUAAUAGGCCAUUAUGACACAAUUUGCAGACAAUUUUUAAGAUUGUUGUGUAUCAUAAUUUAAGAGCUCAAAACUUUUGGACCUGAAAAACAUCAAGGUUUACAAUACAAGAAUUGAAAUAUGGGGAAAAACCCUCCAAAUAUUUUUUUAACCUUAUGAAAAAACGUAGGACAGAAAAACAAAUGAUUCAACUGCUUGAUAAAAAUAAUGAUGAGUUAUAUAUGGAUGAGGAAAUAAAACGAGAAGUUCUCAUGUUUUAUGAAGAACUUUACGGUUUUCAACAGGUGUCAGAUUUUCGUGAUAUUUUGCAAGAACUAAAAGAAAUCGAACAUAAUCCAGUUUCAGACGAAAAAGCAAAAAUGAUAGAAGGAGAGAUCUCUUUCGAAGAAAUUCGUAAAGCAAUUAACAAUUUGAAGACGGGGAAAUCCCCCGGUCAAGAUGGGUUUACUGCAGAAUUUUAUAAGUUUUUCAUGCAAGAUAUUGGAAUUUAUUUAUCAAGAAGUUUGAACUCAGCAUUUGCUUGUGGAAACUUAUCACAUUAUCAAUAUUUAGGAAUAAUAACUUUGUUACCGAAGGGGAAUAAGCCGAGAAACUUGCUCAGAAAUUGGCGACCAAUUUCUUUACUUAAUGUCCAAUAUAAGAUUCUUUCCCAUUGUAUUUCGAAUAGAAUAAAACCGUUGUUAGAAGAAAAUAUACACAACGAUCAAAAAGGUUUUCUCGCUGGUAGAUAUAUAGGUGAAAAUAUUAGAAUUAUUUAUGAUAUAAUUUCCUACACAGAAAAUAAUGACAUACCUGGUAUAAUUCUUUUUAUCGAUUUUGAAAAGGCAUUCGAUUGUGUUUCGCAUGAUUUUUAUGGAAUGUACUGCACUUUUUCAAUUAUGGUGAUAAUAUUAUAAAAUGGAUUAAAGUUAUGUAUGCUAAAUCUACUUCUAGUGUUUUGGUUAAUGGCUGUUUAACCUCACGUUUCAACAUUAAAAGAGGAUGUCGCCAAGGGGACCCCCCCUCUCUCCCUAUUUGUUUAUACUGUGUGCAGAGAUCUUAGGAAUGUUAGUAAGAAAAUCUCAACGGAUUGAAGGCAUAGUUAUUGAUAAAAAAGAAUACAAACUAUUGCAAUAUGCAGAUGACACCGUUUUGUUUCUCGAUAGUAAGGAAAGUUUGCAAAAUGCACUAGACCUUUUAGACAUGUUCUCGAAAUAUUCUGGUUUAAAGGUUAACAUGACUAAACGCAAAUAUUGUGUAUUGGGUCUCUGAAAAAAACUGUUCAGAUUGAUUUGCCUGUGACUGAUAAAACGUUGAUUAACAUGAAAUUCGUUAGAUAUUUAGGAAUCGAUUUCUGUAUUGGUCUGAAAAAUCUCCCUGAUUUCAAUUAUAAUAGAGUAUUUGAUAAACUAAAAAGACAAAUGAUAUCAUGGUCAAAGCGUAAUAUUUCUGUAUUUGGUCGUGUAAUCCUUGUCAAAUCAUUGCUUGUUUCACAAUUCAAUCAUUUAUUCAUGUCUAUUCCAAAUCCGUCUAAACAUCUUUUAAAAUCAGUAAAUGUGUCUUUUUACAAAUUUAUAUGGAAGGGGAAACCCGACAAAAUAAGCAGGAAACAGAUUGUUUGUAACUAUGAAAAUGGUGGACUUAAAAUGAUCGAUGUUGGACACUUUUCUAGAGCUUUGAAGCUGUCUUGGAUAAGAAGAAUACUGUCAAACUCAUGUGAAGAAGUUUCUCAUUUAAUGUAUGCAUUUUUGAAACCGUUAGUAACAUUAGAAUGGGGUAAAGGGGAUAUAUAUUUCACCAAACUAUCACUCAUGGUCCGAAACAGUUUUUGGAAGGAAAUCUUUAUUAUAGUUUCCUCCUUUAUUCGAAAUGUUCAGUGUACUUCUCUUUUUUGGCCGGCUAUUCCUUUAUGGUACAAUUCUGAUGUAAAAAUUGGUGGAAAAGGUAUAUUCUUAAAGGAAUGGUGGGACAAAGGCAUUAGAUUUAUUAACGAUUUAUUAGAUGAGAAUGGAAAACUUCUGGAAAGAGAAGAGUGUGAAAAAAGAUUUUCAAUCAAAAUUCAGUUUCUUCAUUAUUAUGUCUUAUGGCAGAUUAUUAAAUGUAAGUAUAAAGCUCAGUUGAAUACGUGUAAUAUGAAAUCUAAUGAACCAUUAUGCCCUGCUUAUAUCUUUCAUUUACUGAAGGACAAAAAAGGAUGUAGACAUGUAUAUUAUAUCAUGUUAAAAGAAAAUGAUGAUAACUUGACUAAAUUGUGUAAUAGAUGGUUUGUCAAUGGCAUUUCGAUGGACACCAGAGAUAUGAAAAAUUAUUUUAAAACGAUGUUUCGAUGUACAACUUAUACUACAAUGAGGUACUUUCAGUACCGACUGCUAAAUAAGAUAUUAUAUUUGAAUAAGGAUCUUGUAAAGAUGAAAAUAACUGCAGAUGCAAAAUGCUCUUUUUGUGGAAGGGAAGAAGAAAACGCUAUACAUUUUUUUUAUCAAUGUCAUGUGGUAAAUCUUAUCUGGGUACGAUUUACAGACUGGUUAUACAGUUUAACAAGAUUUAGAAUAAAUCUUUCUGCUGUACAUGUUUUGUUUGGUUUCACAGAAAAAAGAAACGAUGCUUUAAAUUGUUUAAUAAUUUGGACGAAACAACAAGUAUACUCUGCUCGUGUGGAAAAAACCAUACCUAAUUUUGAGAAAAUUAAACAAUAUAUAAGAAAAUGUUACAAAAAUGAGAGGCAAAUCAGUAUUAUGGAAAACAAAACACAUAAAUUUGAUAAAAAAUAGGUAAAUUUCGAAAGAAUUCUUGUCAUUUUGUAAUAAGAUUUCCGGACCUUUAUAUGUAUUUCUGUUUAAUGUAAACAUAUUUUCAUGAUGAAUGUGCAGUGUGUUUCGGGUGAGAGGUGAUCAAUUAUUGUUGGAGUGGCCUUGUUCGGUGCUCAUUUGUUCUUUGCUGCUGCAAGUGUCGGCGGCGGAACGGAUGGGUGUAGGACAUGGCCACUCUAGUAUCGGUUGUCUUUUGCUUGAAACGCCCUGUAGGCCUAUACUUUGUACAAAAUUAUGCUAUGUGUGUAUGAUAUGUUAUUUCAUUUAUGUCAUUGUUAAAAUGUUUAUGCAAAUAUAUGCCCUAUCGGAGGGAAAUAACAAAAAGCUUUAAAAAAAAAAAAAGGUUUACAAUGGGAUAGAUGACUGAUUUUUCUCUUGCCAUUUUUCAGUCGUACUUUAUAGUUUUGUAGUUUCACAUUGCUGUGAAAAAAAAAUCGUUCAGAAUCAUUUUUCCCGUUCUUACUGUUAGAUUAAUUCAUUUUUUUAUUAUGAGAUAAUAUACUGCAGUUACAACGACAAUAAUGAAUAUCUAUGAGUAGUAAUGUUUACAAGGUUUAUGGUAAUAUAUCGUUUCAUUUGAUUAAAUUAAUUAUUGGACG